Molecule: messenger RNA, 1245 nt
Organism: Cyphellophora attinorum
Lineage: Eukaryota; Fungi; Ascomycota; Eurotiomycetes; Chaetothyriales; Cyphellophoraceae
Product: NFX1-type zinc finger-containing protein 1
Exons: 1
Coding region: 1-1245 (414 amino acids)
Source: RefSeq, a predicted model, not a curated record
AUGAGCCGAUCCAACCUGGAUGGAGUCAUGAAUCUUGGUCAACAUUUCCGACUGUUGGAAGAUGGUCGAGCUGUCGCUGUUCAAGAUCAAGCCGAAGCUUUCACCGUCGUCGUUCAACGUUGUCCAGAAUGUCGAUCUCCAGUCCAAAAUCUGCAGAGAUACAAUCGAAUCUGGCGUCAAGCCCAUCUCGACGAGUCUACCAAGAAGUUUGUUGCAUGGAGCAUCAAAGCCUUCGUCCCGCUGAGCCAAGCUGUCGAUCGCGAGCAGCAUCGUCUGAUGGACUCCGCCAUGUCCACUGCAGAAGCGCCGAGAUCUAUUCCUGGCGUGGAAGAAAGCGUCAGCAUUGAUCUUCGUGGCUCAUUCGACGAUAUCUUCGAAGCAUUGCGAGACACUCCCAGCCUUGGCGGACGGUAUCGGCGCAUGAAUGACUUACGACGUCGCAUCAACAAGUAUGCAGAAGUUGUCGCAGAACAAGAGCAGCCAUACGGUCGUGUUUUCAGUAUGGUCCGCAAUGUGCACAUUCAGCAAGGUUCUACUACAACCAUGGAGCAGGACAAGACUGUUCUGCAAACCAAGCAGCGUAUCCUGGCGACCUCUCUCCGCAUCCGCUGUGACCUCGUUAUCCUCGCCGACUUCGUCAAAGGUCGACAAGCUCACAGCAAGCUCUUCACACAGAAGGGUGACUGGCGCAGCAUUGCUGUUCGGGUCGACUUCAGCCAAGCCUACGAAGUGUGUCUGGGUCUUUUGCGUGAUGCCGAUGAACGCGUUCUCCCGAUGCAGCAGGUCGAGAGCAUGGUCAGCUUCGCUCGCCUGGUCUGCAUCGAGCGCUCGCUCUGUUCAGGGAGCUCAGAGCCAGUCCAUCUCACUGAUCGAGUCGUCCAAGCCAGCGACCUGAUUUUCGAGGCCAUCAACAUCUGCCAUACCAAGCCUGGCAGCACCGGAGGAAUGUUGGAAGAGGUCGAAGCUGUACAGACCAUGCUGCGUGGCGGAACAUUCUAUCAAGCAGUCAGCAGUGAUGAGAAACGCGACAUUAUUGCCGCCAUGGCGCGAGAAGUGAGUGGCACUGGACAUUGGUUUCGCUGUCCGAACGGGCAUCCCUACGUGAUCGGCGAGUGCGGCGGUGCAAUGCAGCAGUCUCGCUGUCCUGAGUGUGGCGAGACUGUUGGUGGGGCGCAUCAUAUUUUGGCAGGCGGCAAUGCGAGGGAGACGGAGCUCGAGGAGGAAUUCUUGCGGUUGAGAAUGUGA